Messenger RNA from Micropterus salmoides (largemouth bass), 1191 nucleotides. It is a transcript of the gene ndufs8b, whose product is annotated as NADH:ubiquinone oxidoreductase core subunit S8b. Gene Ontology annotation, cellular component: membrane. The record is from RefSeq and is a predicted model, not a curated record. Gene Ontology annotation, molecular function: NADH dehydrogenase activity; 4 iron, 4 sulfur cluster binding. Lineage: Eukaryota; Metazoa; Chordata; Actinopteri; Centrarchiformes; Centrarchidae. The coding region runs from base 185 to 823 and encodes 212 amino acids. Gene Ontology annotation, biological process: mitochondrial respiratory chain complex I assembly; mitochondrial electron transport, NADH to ubiquinone. The transcript is spliced from 7 exons.
UUAUAGUUACCCGAAGGUAAUUUAAAUAAAGUGCUAAAGAGUGCCAUUGUUUUGCGAUUUCCUAACUGAAAAUGGGGAAAUUAACGAGGAGCAAUUGAAAGCAACAUGACUACAAUUGCGCAGUUCAGGGACCGCUGUCUGUUUGUUGCCAUAGAUUAUUGCUCACCAAAAACUUGUGACAGAGAUGUCUACUGCACUGAGUCUGCGUCUUCUCCACUGCUACUCUAAACCAGGCUCAUUCGCAUAUGGUCCUGGUGCCAUGCGGCCUUUCAGUCUCAGUGUGCAGAGAGAGGGCUAUAAGUAUGUUAAUGCUCAGGAGCUGCCGACAGACCUGAGGUCCGUCACUGACCGGGCUGCUACAACCCUCCUUUGGACCGAACUGUUCAGAGGUUUGGCGAUGACCAUGAGCUACCUGUUCCGUGAACCUGCCACCAUCAACUACCCAUUUGAGAAGGGCCCUCUGUCUCCCCGCUUCCGCGGAGAGCAUGCCCUCCGCCGCUACCCUAAUGGAGAGGAGCGCUGCAUUGCCUGUAAGCUGUGUGAGGCCGUCUGCCCUGCUCAGGCCAUUACCAUUGAAGCUGAGACUCGAGCUGAUGGCAGCAGGAGAACUACACGCUAUGACAUUGACAUGACUAAAUGCAUCUACUGUGGCUUCUGCCAGGAGGCCUGCCCUGUUGAUGCCAUUGUUGAGGGUCCAAACUUUGAGUUCUCCACAGAGACCCACGAGGAGCUGCUGUACAACAAAGAAAAGCUGCUCAACAAUGGAGACCGAUGGGAGGCUGAGAUAGCUGCCAACAUACAGGCAGACUACCUGUACAGAUAGACUCACUGUCAUAUCUGUACACUGCCCGCAAAGACGUGUCAUACAUGAAAAUGAUCUUAUGAUCCUCCUAUGCAUUAAAGAGAUUAUAUGUAGCUGCACCAAUAUUCAAGUGAGUUACAUAUGAGCAAUGAAGCCUUGCAGCCUCAGAUUCUGUUGUCAGAACUGAGAAAAUAAAUAUAAACGCACAAAUCAUAUGUCUUGUGUUGUGAACAUGGAUGAUAUUGCACUUUAUGAUGUUGACUGUAUAGUCUGUAACCCACGUAGUUUAUGCUGCACUUUAUAAGCGUGUUUUAUGCGAUGCAAUAGGAUAUUUCUGAAAGAGUAUAUUUAUGUAAUGUUGCUGAAAUAAAUCAUGUUCUAAAACAGUG